UCUGCACACCUCACUUGCGAGGCGCGUUACUCACUACGAGCUGUACACAGCCAGCAGAUGGAGGGUAAACUCGGCGCCGCUGUCGUGGCCAAGCAGGUGUUGGUGGGAGUGGUGGCGGUGAUGGGCGCCGUCUGCUCUGGGGGCUCCCUGGCCUUCUCCGCGGUGGCGCUGCCGCAGCUGCAGGGUGACCAGGACCAGCUGGACGCCGACCAGGCCUCGUGGUUCGCGAGCCUGUCGUCGAUGUGCACGCCGGUGGGCUGCGUGGUGUGCGGGCUGCUGCUGGACCGGCUGGGCCGGCGAAGGCUGCUGCUGCUGCUGGACGCGCCCUUCCUGGCCGGCUGGCUGCUGCUCGCCCUCUGCCCGCAGCCCGCCACCGACCACGCCGCACAGCUCUACGCCGGCCGCCUGCUCACCGGGCUCGCCACAGGCCUUGCGAGCGUGCCGGCGACGGUGUACCUGGGAGAGACGGCCCCGCCGCGGCUGCGCUCCACGUUCGUGACGUGGACGUCGCUGUCCAUCUCCGCGGGCAUCCUGCUGGCGUACGCGCUGGGGGCGGCGCUGCCCUGGAGGGCGGCGGCCGGCGCGUGGGCGGCGCUGCCGGGGGCUGCGCUGCUGCUGACGUGGCUGCUGCUGCCGGAGUCGCCUGCGUGGCUGGCGCGCCGGGGGCGGAGCGCCGAGGCGGAGGCGGCUUUGCGGAGGCUGCGCGCCCAGCCUCCGACCGGGCCGCUGUCUCCUGCCGUUGCGGCAGAGCUGGCCCUCCUGCGGGCGCUGGAGCCUGUACUGGCACCUGCCCACAGCGCGCCGCCGCCGAGCCUCGGAAAGGGGGGCCUGGCAAAAGAACUGGCGGCAGCUGCAGCUGCAGCUCCAGUGACAACAGACGGUUCCAUUAACACGCCACCAGGUAAACACCUAGUGGAUGCUGAAGACAGUGGCCGUCACUCGACAAACAGUCAGACAGGCGAAAAAGAAGAAAAUUGGAGCAAUUGUGAGCUAAGAGACGGUAGCGGCGCCGAAUACCGUCCAUCGGUCCAGCAGAAACCUGACGACUCGAACCACCUCGACGUCUCAGCACGUACGAGUAUCAGAAGCAACCACUCGGCACAGCAUUCUUUACACGGGCAUUCUAACCUCGCCUUUGAAGAAGAUGCUGUCGCAAGCCCAGUAUUCGAUCACGGACUGCACUCCCCCAUUCGUGUAGCAGAUCGGAGUCAAGAUGGUGAUCUACAAACAGUUCAGUGGACAGGCAAUAAAAGUGAAGAUAAACCGACUCAUUCCUGUGGCAGUAUGGAUGUCACAGGGAAGCAUCCACCUGUGAGCACUGCUGCCUCUCAUCUGCAGACCAAUGGCCAUUUCUCAUUACAUCAAAAAAGCUGUGCUUCACCAUCAGAUGAAGAAAGUAAUGUAGCAGAUGAAGUGUGUGAGACUACAUCGAGAUGCAAGCUGGUGACCCUUCUGAGCAGGAUGUGGUUACUAUUGCGUGACCCUGCUGUCUGGAGGCCUUUGCUGCUACUAAACAUGUAUUUCCUUUUCAUGCAGCUUGCUGGUGUUUAUGUGGUUGUGUCCUAUGCUGUGGACAUUGUGACUAAUGCAGGAGUGGUUAUUGAUGCAUACAUGGCCACAAUCAUGCUUGGUGGUGUACAGCUUGUCUCUAGCCUUGUUGUCAGCUACAUUGUUACCAGAUGUGGUCGUCGGCCAUUAUCAAUCAUCUCUGGUGCUGGCAUGAUGCUUUGCAUGUUGGGACUCUCAAUCUACCUGCAACUAGCUGACCUGUCUGCCACUAAUAAAUCUGCAGUUACAAUGCUACCACUUAUACUUCUUGUCCUUUAUGUGGUGUUUGGUGCACUGGGUUUCCACACACUACCAUGGGCACUGCUGGGUGAAGUCUUUCCUGCACACGCACGUGGGCCUGCAGCUGGAGCCACCACAUGUCUCGCAUACCUGGCAAACUUUGCAGCACUCAAACUGUAUCCUUCAUUGGCUGCAGCCCUGACAACUGACAGAGGUGAUGGAGAAUGGACAUCACGAGAUGUCUUUUUGUUCUUUGCAGCAACUUCACUUGCAGGAACUAUUUUUGUGGGCCUAUUGUUACCAGAGACAUACAGGCGUUCCCUGCAAGAGAUUGAGAAUAAUUUCCGACACGGUAAUAUCUUACAGGUUUGUGUCUCAACAUCAAAGAAAGAGAGUGAGGAGGCAUUCAAAGGAGUUUGAAUGAAAAGUGGCUGGUGUCAAUGCACAUAAUUUUGCAGUGCUAUGCCCUCUGCAUUUACUGAGAUACUACCAUAUGAAUUUUACCAGAUUAUAACUCAGUGAGGUUUAAGGAAAAGCUGGUAUGUGGGCUUAAAGGCACAGCCAUGAGAAGUGGCCAGUUUUGAAAAAGAAACAUAUGAAUAAUAUUUUCCAGCUGUUGUAUUGUGAAGUGGAGCUUCUUAGAGAACUAUUUUAAGCUUGGUUUUCUGAGUUUAUUUGAGCACAAGUAUUUUCAUUAGAAUGGGCAUCUUGUUCAUAUGUCUUUGGAAUCUUAGUGCUAAAUGAUCUGCUCUUUGACUUGACAAGGAUAAGGUCCUGUAUCAUCUUAAUGUCACACAAGAAUAAAAUGCACUUAUUAUUAUUAUUAUUAUUAUUAUUAUUAUUAUUAUUAUCAUAAUCAUUGUUAUUAUUAUUAUUUUACUUUUUGAUGUCUGAAAGUAAUUAAGAAUCUCUGUUUUUUUAUGUUAAAUAGUACUUUCUUCGAAAAGCAUUAUCUGUGAUAUGUAUAUGUAAAAACAGUUAUUAUGGAAGUUCCCUCAUUUACUUCCAAUAUAAAUCAAAAAUUAAAUCUGUGGGCUUUCUGGAGCAGCUAUUGCACCGUAGUCAGAUUGUAAAUAGUGUCAAGUUGUUUAGGCCCUAAUGUAACCAAUAUUUUUCAAAAAUUUGUGCUACUAAGCUCAGGUACUGUGAUAGUGCUAUUGCACACUGCUAAAAUGUGGUGCACAAGAAAAUUGUUCUGACAUCAUUCAGAGCUGCGUAAGUGAAUUUGACUUACAAUAAUCAUGAGCAUCCAAGGGAGAUUUAGUGAAGAAAGAUGCCGCCCACAUUCGACAAGUUGAAAUGGCUGAAAAAUCAUAGAGAUGAUGGACAGUUCAGUUCCUUUUUGAUGAUGUUAAUUAGAAUUUUUGUAGAGGAACCCCUUUAAAUGUUUUAGUAGUUCCACUUCUGAAUGUAACUCACUCUUGCCUUUGGUAACUUAACUUCCAAAUCACAAUGGAAGCUUUAACUACUUCCUGAUACUAAAAUAACCUUACUCAUUAAUUAAAUUUGUACUGAAUUUUACUCAGUCUUGCCAUUUGUAGCUUUCAUAUCAUAAUGCAAGAUUUCAUUUCAUUCUCAUUACAAAUACAUGUAAUUUUAGUCAUUAUGCUACCAUUUCAUGUAAAUAAUGCUUCUGUUGAUGUUGCCAUUACAUUUUAUUUUAUUUUGAGAAGAAUACCAUUCACUUGAACCACUCUUUAGACAUAUUUUCUAAUAUGUAUACCUGUCUAGCAACACAUAGCAAAAUUUUGUUGUCCAGAUGUUGCAUCUUCAGGAAAAAGUAAAACAAAAUUAGAGGUAAACAAAUGUGGAAACUCUGAAGAACAUGAGAAAGGACUGAAAUAUAUUCAGUGAUAGAACUUGAUCAGAAUCAAACAUCACUAAAUUUGUUAAUAUAAAUUAGUUAAUGACUGAUCAGUAUUUCUUCUGAUCUCAUAGUGGUAAAAAUGGUGGACCAAUUUCUUAUAGCACAGAUCACAGUCUGUGAUGUGUCAAAAGAAUACUGAGUGUGUAAAGAUGGAGUGCAUUGUUAUUGCAGAGAAUGAUGGUAAGUGUGUAAAGAUGCAGGGCAUUGUUAUUGCAGAGAAUGAUGGUAUAUAUAAUGCAGAGAAAGCUGUUUAUGUUAAUAAUGUCCAUAAUAAUGGGAAGCAGAGAAACAAAAAUAAUACUAAUUGUUUUUAGUUUCAUCAAGAAUUCAACAGCACACACAAUUUUAAAACUCAGACUACACACUUUUUGUUGCCAAGUGAGAGAACACAUCUCCAUUUAAAUUUAUAGUCCCUCUUACACUGAAACAUAAAAUACACUCUGUUAAAGUGUGGAGUGCAGUGGAUCAUAGGCCCAUGCACUAGAAACAGGAGGGAUGAUCCUCCAAAUGAUAUAUGAAAUCAAGCAUGAAAGGACUAAGUCCUACAAGUAGGAGAGAUCCAUGUGAUGUCCACCUGUUACAGUAGUUGGAAGGAGAUAUGCUAUGGAUGGACAGUUUGUCUCAAUGGCUAUAAUUUAUUA
Molecule: messenger RNA, 4296 nt
Organism: Schistocerca gregaria
Lineage: Eukaryota; Metazoa; Arthropoda; Insecta; Orthoptera; Acrididae
Product: facilitated trehalose transporter Tret1-like
Exons: 7
Coding region: 58-2208 (716 amino acids)
Biological process (GO): transmembrane transport
Cellular component (GO): membrane
Molecular function (GO): transmembrane transporter activity
Source: RefSeq, a predicted model, not a curated record